AUGACGGAUUCUGUGAAUAAAGAACUUAUAAAACGAGUACAGUCGUCUCUAUCUAAACAUAUAAAUAAACCACAGCUAACUGAAAAAUUACUAAAUAGACCACCAUUCAAAUUCCUUCAUGAUAUUGUAACAAAUGUAAGUAAUAAUUAAAUUAUUAUAACCUAAGUUUUCUAUGUAAUAAUUAAUAAUACAUAAAUUUCUCUUUGUUAAGUUUUUAAAACAUUGCACUUUAUAUUUUUUUGUUGUACCUAUAUGUACCUUACUUUUGUAAGUAAAAUAUAAAUAAACUUGGUUAUAAAUAUUUAAAAAUUGAGUGCAUUGAAUGUGGAUUUAAAUUAUUAUCUUUUAAGGUUUUCUAAUGAAUUGUUUAAACUCUUUAGGUGAUUCGAAACACUGGAUAUUUAUCUAAUGUUUUUACUGAAGAAGAAAUUAUUUCUACAAAUAUUACCACCAAAGAAACUAAAAUUAUUUUUUUAGAAAAACUAAUUAUUGCUAUUGGUAAGUACUAAGUCUUGUAAUAUUGGUAUAAAAUAAAUACAUUUUCAUCAUUAAAAAAAAGAUAGGUACACCUACCUAAAUAUUACUUUAUACUCGUACAUGAUGUUGGCAGAUGAUAUUGUUUUCAAUAGGAGGAAAUUUGAAAAAUGUUAAUAAGUAUUCUAAUAGAUAUAAGAAAUGUACAGUAGUACUUCAAAAAAAGGGACUAAGGAUAAGUAUAAGUUAAGCAAAGUAUAUAUAGUAUGAGUUUGAAGGAAGAGCAUUACAUGUUGAUGGGACAAGUUAAGUUAUAAUAAGCAGUAACAUAAUAGGCGAAAUUGAAUUUUAAGUACCUAGGAUGGAUGUAUCAGAAUUGGUUCCCAGGCUCAUAUUGGAUGGAUCAAGUGGAGAGAAGGUGUUUAAUAUGACAUAAGCAUUCCAAUGAGAUUUAAAAAUAUAUUUUACAAAAGUGUGUUGUAAUCUUUUUUUCUUACAUAUUUCAGUGUUGGGUGGUAGACAGAAAAAUAGAACAGAGAAUGAGUGAAGUGGAGAUGAGAUUACUUAGAUAGAUUAGUGGAGAAAAGUUAGGGUAAGGCACGAGUACAUAAGAGGUAUGUGGUUCCGAUAGUGGAGAAAAUUAGAGAAAAUAGAUUGAGAUGGUUUUGGUAUGUCAUGAGCCGGGUUCGAGACUUAUAGCAUUUGCUUAUUUGUUUAGCCUAACAUAAAAUCUAGCACUGUGCUAGGGAAACUCAUAUUAUGUUACAAUGAUCUCAAAUAUAAAAUUUGAAAAUACUUUUUUAUAAUUUACUUUGAUUGUUUUUAAUCAAAUUGCUUUUUUCGAGUUUUUUAAAAUUAUUUUUGCUUUUUGUAUAUUUUUGCUUACUUAUGACAGGUGCUACUGACAAAAACCUAGACAUCUUAGUUAAUUUCUGUUUUUGUUUUUUUUUUUGUUUUUAUUCGUGGUGAAGUUAGAAUUAAAAAUUAAUUAAUUCUGGGACUACUAGUAUUUGCUCGCUUAUCUCCUAAUCGGGACACUUGUCCCUGAUGACAGUACGAUUAAAAUUACCAACAUUGUAAUAUCAUUGUAUUGUGGAAAAACUAUUUUUUAUAACUAAACUAAUUUGAUUUAAAAUUUAUUUCUAAAUAAAAAAAAAACAUUAUAUGAAUUUGUGUUUUUGGCUGUGCCUUUUUUUGCUUGUUUUACCAAACGUCAUAUCUAAAUAAUUGGUGGGGACAAAAUGUCUAAACGUCUGUGAACUGGUUUUUAACAGGGGUGAAAUGUCCAUUUACUAUUAAUUAACUAUUUGUACAAAUUAUUUUGUUGACAACACUAUUGAACUAUUGGUGUAUUGCUUAUAACACUGUUACCAAAAUUUGUAAGAAUGGAAAUGAUAAUAUACGUAAAGAGAAAGAGGAAGAUCAAAAACAAGGUGGUUGAAUGAAUUUGAGAAUAAUAUAUAUACAAUCAGUGUAUAGAGGGUGAUGUGGGAGAUUUCAUUAAAUGGAAAUAUAGGAUGAAAGUAGAUGUUGAAUGAAUAAUUUUCUUAACUGAGUUUUAGUGCAGUCCAUUAAUUUACUUAUAAUUUGAUUAGGGAAAGGUAAAAUAUAUCAAAUGAUAUAUUUUAAAUGUAGGUAAUUGAAAUACUGUUCAACCAUGCUUAUAUUACAAGCAUGUAUUCAGAAUCAAUUGUCAAGGGGUUUAAAAUUUGUUUAAUACAUAAACUUAAAGUUUAUAGUCUUUGUUAUAUUAUAAAUGUAUAUCUACUUUUAAAACUUUGCUUGUGGGGGGGGGGGUUAACUACUAAAAUUCUCCCUGUAUAUGGGCUUGUUUUAGUAUAUACUUAAAUUGUAACAAUCCAUUUUUUUCAGAAACUACAACAAGUAAAACAGUAUCAGCAAAACCCACAAAAAUUGUUGCAGGACUUGAAGUGACAAAAACCUUGGAGCUCCUAAUGACAAUUGUUUUUGGAAUUGAAACACAAGUAAACAAAUUAUGAAAAUUUACUUAAAAUAUUUUAAUUAGAAAAUAAAAAUUCAACUGAUCAGGUAUUAAAUAUUAAUCAAUUCUGAUUUUUAAAUAGAUACCCAUCCACUUGAUCCACUAAAUUGAGUUUAUUUUAAAAUUAUAUAAAUAUUUAGUCAGACCAGGUACCUAAAAGUUGGCUAUGGUUUUAGUUCAGUAAUCAAAACUAAUAUUAGUAUUAUUUUUAUCACAGUUGCCUCUAUUUCUAGAAACUUGAAUCUCAAGGAAUUUAUAUAAAAUUAAUGAAUUCAUUUUAAACUUCAAUGCCUAUUUUAAUAAAUAUUAAUUAUUCAAUUUAAAAUAAUAACUUUUCUAUUGAUUUAUUAUUAAAUUAAAUAUUUGAUAAUUAAGAUAACUUAAAAAUGUUUUAGCGCAUAUUACUUUUAUACUUAAACCAUCCUAAAAGUCUAAAUGAAAUAUGGGUUCAACUAUACAUUUUUAAAAUUAGAAAUAAUUUUAAUAAUACAAAAUUUUAAUUAAGGACUAAUAUUUGGUUAAAAUCAAUUCAACUGUUAACAGACAAAAGAUAUAAUAAUUUAAUAUGGGAACUAUUUAAUUUAAUUUCAUUCCAUAUUAAUAUUAUGAACCCAAAUUCUGCAACUGAUCAAGACUGAUUUAAAAUAUAUGUUGCUACAGUAAUAUUUUCUACAUCUUCCUCCAAAUCACUUUCAGAUGAACUUGUGGAAUAUGAAUAUUACAUUGUUAAAUAUUAAAUACCUAUUCACUGUAUAGGUAUACCAUUCACUUAAUUUGAAUGAUAUUGACACUGAAAAUACUUAUAUAGGUAUUAUUUUAACCUAUUUAUUGUGUGUGAUAUCCCUCACAUUUUAUACAAUUUUCAUAGUAUCAUAUUACAAGUAUUACUACAGAGCACUUACACAUGCUCCAUCAUACCUUAUUAGAAAUAUAUAAAUUAAACUUCAGAAACAAAAUGAAGGAUGUAAUUUGCACCAUGUUAUUGUAGUAGGUAUUAAAUCAUUGCAGUCAAAAAAGGAUUAUAGAAAAGUAGUAUUGUUUUGUAAUGUUUUCUCAAAAAAUUAUUCAAUAUACCUAUCAUUAAUAUUUCUUUAUUCAUAAUAAAAGUAAUAGUUUUAUCCCUUUCAAUAGGUCUUUUUUAUAAUUUACUCCACAAACAUUCUCUAUUUUGAAUAGAAAUAAAAUCCUGACGAUCCAUUCUUUGAGUUUUAUAAAUAUUUUCUAGAUUAUUUUGAAUAUAUUGAUACAUUCAAAUAUAUUUGUGUUAAAUAAUUCUUAAGACUUAUUAAAUAAUAUAUUUUUAUUUUACUCCAUUUUAAAAAUAGUAUCUCAAUCUUCAUAACUUUUAAGUAUUUUUAGAUGAAUAAAACUAAUUUUAUAUCAAAAUUCUAGUGAAACUAUUGAUUUUCAUAAUUGUAUUAAAAUCAUAAUUAAUUAAAAUAAUCUCAGUAUAAUGAUUUCUUUUAUCACAUUUUACAAUGAUAUAAUUAAUUGUAUAAAUAUCUUUAUUUUUAUUAAAAACCAGCUGCCUUGUUUGUGCCAAUUUUAAUUUUUUUUAUCCAUAUUUCUUUUUGAUUUUGACCAUAUCAGUAAUAAAUAAAAACAAAAAGGUGAAAAAUAGAUAUUCCACCUUUGGUGGAUUAAAUGUAUUCUAUUAUGGCAUAUAUUUUUAAAUUUUAAAUUACUAUUUGCUUUAAGUAUUAAAUGUUUCUGGAUACACCACAUUAAGUGUUUCACUUUCUUGGGCCAGCACAAAUACAUUUUUUUGCAUGUAACACGUAAUAGAGCCACGUAAAAUUGACCAUAGGAAAAACAUUGAAUGGUUAGGUCUAAAUCUGCAACAUUUAAUGUUUGACCUUGUGCCUUAUUGAUAGUCAUUGAAAAAUAUAAUUUUACGGGAAAUUGGAGCCAUUUAAACCUGGAAUAGUGAUUUGGUGAUAUCAUUGGUAUUCUAGGAACCAAAACCUUUUCCCCAACUAUAUAGCCAGUAAGAAUCAUACACUCAAGCAUACAAUUUUUUAAAGAUUUUAUUUGAAAUCUUGUGCCGUUAAAUAAUUUUGGUGGACAUAAGUUUCGGAGUAGUAUUAUUGGAAAAGCGCCUUUAGAGUUAAUUUAUGUGAUGGAGUCUCAGGAGGGGUUAAAGAAUUUAAAAAUUCAGUUGGAUAAUGUACUGCCUCUUCUAUCACUAGUAGUAUCAACUGAAUAGUAAAUUUUUGUUGGUGCAUUGAAUUUUAACAGUACUGUGUCAUUUAUUUUAUUGACUUGCUUAUUAGUUGAUGAUAGUAUUGCUCUUUCCUGAAACCAACUUAAAGUCUUAAUAGAAAUUUUUACAGUUUUAUUGCAUAAUAUGGCACAGAUCUUUAUAAUUAUUUUUAUUAAUAUUAAUUACCAUAGAUAUGUUUUGACUAACCUUUUCAAUUUUUUUUUAUUUCAUUCGUGUUACUAAGGUAUUCCAAAUAAAUAAAUAAUAAUAAUAAUAAUACUCAAAAACUGAAUUUUAGGGGAUGGUUUUCAAUAGAGGAUAGAUGUCAAUAGUUAUAAACCUUCCUCAACUAAUCACCUAUCCAACAAUGAAAUCGCAUCGAAAUCCAUUUAAUCGUUUCGGAGUUAAUCCUGAACAAAAGAAGCGACUUUAUUUUAUACUAUGUAUUGAUUUGAUUAAUACACAAUUUAACAUUGUUAACUAUAUAUGUAUAAUCAUUUUUACAAAAAACACAAUAUCAAAAUAUAAUAUAUUAAUUGUAUUGUUAAUUAAUAAACUUUAUGCAAUAUGAAUUUUGAAGUAAUAUAAGUUAUAAAGUGCAUAAAGACUUGUAACUCAGCACAUAAUUUAGCAAUACUAAAAUAAUAGAAAAAAUAUAUAUUUAAAGUAUUUAUGUAUAUGUAUUUAUAUAUUUCUUAAAUAUAUUUUUGUAUUUAGAAUAAAGAAUUUAAAGAACACAGUUCAACAAAUUCAAAAAAUAAAAAUUUAGAAACAUCAAAAAUUGUUAAUCAAAAGACAAAAGUAUUAGAAAAAACUAAAUCUCAAGAGAAAAAAUUAAAAGAUAACGUCGAUCAAGAUCCACAAAAAACAUUUCAAAAAUCUAAUAGUGAAGAUUCAAUAAUUGUUAAAAAAAAUGAACCAAUUAAUGUAGAGCCGGAUGUAAUAAAACAAUCAUACUUAGAAUUUGCUGUAAAAUCAGAUGAUGAAGAUGUGACAAAUUUUGUUGAUAAUCAUAAAACUGAGUAAUUUAGAAGUUUAACGACAUUAUUUCAUGUUUUUAAAUAAUAAACUAAUUGUAUUGUUUAGAUUAUCCAGCGAUGACCAAUCUCAAUUAACAAAUAAACAAACUUUAGAAAAAGAAGACUCUGAAUCAGCAGAAAAAUCUAAUCAAGAAGAAAAUCAACUUCGCAAAUUAAGUGAAACAUUUAACAUAAGUAAACCUAUAAGGCCAAAAAGUUCUAGACCUCCAGCACCUAAUCGACGCCCUCAGUCAAAUACAUAUGCUGAGUGAAUAAUUUUCAUAUUCAUUAGUUUUUUUUUUAAUAAUUGGAAUAUAUUUUAAAAUUUGUAUGAUUAUAAUAAUGUUUUAGGAUUCCUAAAUAUUCUGACAGCUUUUUUACAAAAAAUGAUGACAAAAUAAAUGAUAUUGAUGAUAAUGUUGUUACAAUUGAAGUAAUGAAUGAAAAUAAAUCUUAUGAUUCCUUUACUCAGGUAGCAUAAUGGUUUUUUAAUAGUAUUAAUUUAUAAAUAAAUAUUUUAAUAAUACAACUUAUUUAUGUUUGUUUUUAGGGAGAAGGACAAGGUCACCUUGUAUCACAAAUACUACAAACACAAUCGGAAUUUAAUAUAAAAAACAAAACUAACUCUUCAAAAAUAGUUAAUUCAAAUUAUUUUAUUUUAUUUUUUUCUCUAAUACAAAUAUGUUAAUGAAUUUAAUCUAAUAGGAGUGGGAAGGGAAGAAUAUUAAAGAUCAAGAGAUGUUAAUAAAGGAAAUGGAUACAAUCAGGAAAUUUAUACAGGAUAUAACUAAAUCUGCAAAUCCAUUGAGUAAACUAAUUAAUAAUAUGCAAGAAAAUAUUGACCAAAUGAAUCGAGAAUUGAAUUAUUGGAAACAUUUUACUGAAAAAACUAAUGAACAACUCGAUUUACAAAAACAGUAAAAUAUUUUACAUUAGAGAUUUGACUUAAAAAUAUAUUUAAUUCUUUAGCAAUUUCAAUUUUUAAUAGGAUAUCUGAUGAAAAAAUAAAGCCAAUGAUUAUUUUAGUAGACAAAUUAAAGACCGAUAUUACAGAUGAAUUGGGCAUGAUGGAUUAUUGCAAAGCAAAUAUUAUGAAGAAUAAAUCACAUAUUAAUUAUUUAGUGUCAGAAAGAUUUACAUUAAACAAAUAA
Messenger RNA from Cinara cedri, 6849 nucleotides. The record is from the annotation of a GenBank genome assembly. Lineage: Eukaryota; Metazoa; Arthropoda; Insecta; Hemiptera; Aphididae.